GGUUCCUGCCAGCUGGUGGCGCAGUUUGUUGACAGCAGCUCAGUAUCCGUAUGGGAGCUGUCAGGGCGAUGUCACCGCUCAGAUCCUUAAUAUCCUGCUGCAUUUGAACAUCUGGACCAACAUCUGGGCGGAACCUUCCCUGUAAACUGAGAAACAUGGAGGCCCAGCUGACCCCGCCCUCCAUCCUGAGAGAGUUCUGCCCGCUUUACUACCUGCUGAAUGCCAUCCCAGCCAAGGUGCAGCGUGGGUUCAGGUCUGUCCUGGUCUACCUGACGGCUCUGGACAGCAGCAGUGACUUCCUGGCGGUGGGCAGCAGCAUCGGCAUGCUCUACCUGUACUGUCGCCGCCUCGCACACAUGAACAAGUACAGCCUGGAGGGGAAGAGUGAUGCGAUCACAGCUGUAAAGCUGCUCAGCUGUUUUGAUGACCUGGUUGCCGUGGGAACAGCAUCUGGUCGAGUAGCCAUCUUCCAGCUGGUGUCCCCGCUUCCUGGUCGGAACAAACAGUUGAGGCGUUUCGAUGUGGUUGGCCUCCAUAAAGGCUCCGUAACGUCUUUGGCGUGGAGUGCCAACGGGAUGAAGCUUUUCUCUGGAGAUGAUAAAGGACGAGUUGUGUUCUCGUCUCUGGACCUGGACCAGGGGGUGUGUAAACCUGUGCUGCUGUUGGAGGAGUCUUCAGGUGUGGUUCAGAUGGAGUACAGCCACCAGGUGCUGCUGGUCUCUACACAUCAGAGAUCUCUGCUUUACUGCACACAGAAACAGGAAGUCCAGCAGCUGGGUUCAAAGCCCCGCAAGAGCAGCGGCAGGUUCGGAGCCUGCUUCCUGCCGGGUCUCUGUAAACAGAGCGAUCUUCAGGUGUUUGCUGCUCGACCUGGACUCAGACUGUGGAGGUCCGACAUCAGAGGACAGGUGGAAGACACCAGACUGCUGAAGCCACUCUUCACCACACAGAUUCCUCAGUUUGAGUUGUUCCCUCGUUCUGAUCCAAUCGGAGCUUAUCGUCCGGCAGACAGACAGCUCGGUCUGCUCAGCUGUUUCCUCAGAGAGGGCUGGAUCCUCAGCUGGAACGAGUACAGCAUCUACGUCCUGGACUGUCUCAACGAGGUGAUAAUCGGAGCCUUGGAGAGCAGUGGAGAUAUUGUUUCAGUGUCUUGUUGUGACAACGAGAUCUUCAUCCUGAAAGGAGACAGAGACAUCAUCCGUCUCUCUAACAGCCCAGAGGGACUGGCCUCCAACUUGUCCGAGCUCUCUGUCCGCCUGUCCUCUCCUUUGGCCACACCCACCGUCCUCCCACCGAUGGGAUCAGUGGAAACAGCUCAGCCAAUCAGAACCAUGGCUAUCAUCGUAGAGGCGGGCGGGAGGGAAGAGGGAGGAGGAGGAGGAGGAGGAGGAUGGGAGAGGCACAGCGAGGAGGGAGAGAAAGAGGACGAGGAGGAAGGAGUGGAGGAAGUGGAGGAGGCAGAGGAGCAGCUGGAGCAGGCGGAGCAGCUCGGCCAGCGGUCCGGUUUGUUCACCACCAGCUCUCGGAGCCGCAGCAGCUCUGUCACUUCCUGGGACAGUCUCCAUGGAAACGCCCCGGUGACCACAUCCUGCGAGCUGAGCUGCAGGCGCUACAGCGCCCCCCUGGGUCAGGGGGAGAUGCUGCAGGAGCUGGUGGUGAAAGCCAUCAGAGUGAAGAAGAAGAAGAGGAGACGACAAGACAGCAGCAGUGGGAACCGUCUCUCUGAGAGCAGCUGUUCAGACUCCAUGUUUGUAGUCCAGGACAGCAGCUGUAGUGACGGAGGAAGUGGGACUCCUCUGAGUGACCAAGCCUCCCUUAUCGGUCUGGACCUUCAGAACCAGGACUCCCCAGAACCAAACCAUGACCAGGACUCACAGGAGAGUCAGGGUAUAAAGGAUGGAGAGGAGUCGUCCCCCAUCGAGUCUGGCUCCCUCCUGCCUCCAGGUUCCCUGCUCCUCCAGGGUCUGGAAGCCUCUGGUCCUGGGGCAGAGGCAGAGGUUGUCCCACCGACUCCAGAUGUGGAUCUGCUGUUGGAGUGCACCUUUUCCUACAUGCACAACGCUGAGGAGGAGGACGGACAGGAGCAGCAGCCAAUGGAGGAGCAGGAAGACGAGUUUCUGAGCCCUCUGAUUGGACCGGAGGAGGAGGAGGAGGAUGAGGACCUGGCGCCCCCUGCUGGUCUGGUGGACCAAAUGUUUUAUUCUACGGUGUCUUGUCUGGACAGAAAACCCAGUAUGUCCAGUGAUGAAGAAGGAGACAUCUACUGUCACACUGUGCCCCCUGCUGGCAGCGGGGGGGAGGUCCUCAACUGUCCGUCCACUCAGACGGAGAACACAGCAGACAGAAAGUUGGACCAGGAUGCUCAGGACAGAGACACACCGAAAGCUGACCAGUUGGCAGAGAGCUGGAUGGGCUACUCAGGACCGGGAUGUGGAAUACUGAGCCUGCAGGUGACUGACAGGUAUGUGUGGUGUCUGGACUUUAAAGGAGGACUGUUCUGCAGCCCUCUGCCUGAAACUGGACUCACCUGGCAGCGUUUUGAAGACAACGUCCACCAGGUGGCGUUAUCACCUUCAGGUAAUCUGGUGUGGAAGGUGGAGCAGAAGAGCAUGACGGCGUUUGCUUGUGCUAAAGUAUCAGUUAAAGGAAAACGUCACUGGUACAAAGCUGUGGAGCAAACGGGAUUCGUGGCUCUGAGUGACGACUCCGCCUGGAUCAUCAGGACCAACGGAGACCUCUACCUGCAGACAGGUCUGAGCGUGGACCGGCCCUGCGCCCGCUCUGUGAAGGUGGACUCGCCCUGCGUCUUCAGCCAGGUGUGUGUGAGAGGAGGCGUGGUCUGGGCCCUGAGCGAGCACAAGGCCCUGUUCUACAGAGAGGGCCUGAACAGCUACUGCAGCGAGGGCGAGGGCUGGAAGUACGACACCGUCAGUGAGGCUCAGGGUCUGGACUUGAUGUGCGUUGCCCUGGGAGACGGUGGUACCGCCUGGGCCCUGGAUGCCAGUGGCAGCCUGUGGUUCAGAACCGGUAUCUGUGGGUCCAGACCGCAGGGGGACGACGACCACUGGUGGCAGAUCAGCAUCUCGGACUACGUGGUCUUCGAUCAGGGCAGUCUGUUCCAGACGCUGCUGCAGGCCACCCAGAGCGUUGCCACGGUAACCAGGGCGCCAGUGGAGCGGGUGGUGGCCUUCCUGUCGCAGUACUCGCAGUGCCAGCCGAGCCUGGUCAGCGCCAACGCCAGCGGAGUCUGGGUCGCCUCUGGCCGGAACCAGCUGCACCUGGCCCGCGGCAGUCUCGUGGGAACCUUCUGGCAGAACGUUGUUCCAAGAGGAACCGUCUCAGCCACCAGAUGGACCUUCAUCACGUCAUCGGCUGUCCCGCACAGAGAAGGUACGUUCCUGUGGUUGGCUCAGAGCCGGAAGGAUCUGUUCUGUGUCUGGGACCAGGAUGGAGAGCUCCGCCCCUCCUCCGUCCCUCUACCACCUGAGGUGGAGCUGACUCACCUGUCUGCCUGCCGUGAUGCUCUGUGGGGUUUGGACACGCACGGCAGAGUCAGUAUUCGGACGCUGUCUCCGUCCUGUCCCAUCGGACUCCACUGGACCCCCCUGGACCUCAGCCAGCUCGGGAGUGUUCGUCUGGUCAGUGUGAGCUGCGGCAGUCAGAACGUCUGGGCCGUGGACAGUCGAGGAGUCGUUUACUUCAGAGUUGGAACCCAGCCUCUGAACCCGAGCAUGAUGCUGCCAGCCUGGAUCCACAUAGAACCCCCUGUACAGCCAAUAGGAGUGCAGCUGGUCAGUAUUCAGACGAGUCCUAACGACCGCCUCCUCUGGGCCUUGGACAACAGAGGAAGCGUCUUUGUCAGGACCGGACUCAGUGAUGAGAUGCCUGUGGGGACGGACUGGGAGCUGGUACCAGGUCUGGCGGUCAGUCAGCUGGUCCUCAGCUCUCGGACAGUUUGGGUUCGGUGUGUAAACGGAGAUCUGGCUCGACGUUACGGCGUCUCUGACAGAAACCCUGCAGGAGACUACUGGAAGAAGAUCCCCGGAAACGCCAACUGGUUAACUGUGACUCCAGAGGACGAGUUGUGGGCGGUGACUCUGAUUGGUGGAUUGUCCCGUCGCCUGACGAAGCUCCUCCCACAGACUCCCUGUAGACCCGCCCCCUCAGGCCCGUCCCUCAGUGGAGACGACGUUGAUGACGAAUGGGAGCUCAUCUGACCAGUGACAUCACUGUGAUGUCACCACUGUUUGGUGUUGGUCUGUCUGAUCUGGAUCCACCUGGAGGGACGUCAUCUUAGUGACAUCACUGUGGGUUGUGUGAUGCCACAGACCGACACUGAGCAGGCAGGUGACAUCAUUUCCUGUGACAUUAAUGUUUAGAGGACAAUUCUGAAGGACGAUGCCACACAGGGAGCUCAGCGGGCUGCUGGGACAUGAAGUGAAAUAAGUUUCAGUUUUGUUUCUAAAGGAAGCACUUAAAUCUGAAGGGACUGGUUCAGUGUGGUUCUUACUGGUUCAGUCUGGUUUAACUGGGUCUAACUGGACUAAUGUUUCAUUCCUGUUCAGCUGUCUGUUUCUAUGUGAGGACAUUAAGGGAACACGUUUACUCCAGUUCUAACUGGUUCAGUCUGAUUCAGUUUAUUGAGACUAGUUAGCUUGAAGCUAAUUAUUAAAGGGACGCUCACUCCAGUUCAUGUGAUCAAUGCACGACCGAUCGAUAUUUAGUAGUGACCUGGACUUAAUGUUUGUUUGUUUUAUGCUUUUAACUGGAGCUGCUUCUUCUUCACUUUAACUUCUUCAGUUUUCUUCUUCUGGAGUUAAAUGAGUCGAACUGGUUUGGAUUCUAGUUGCUGGUUCACCUGUGGAAGUGUUGCCCUCAUGCACAGUUACCACGGCA
Micropterus salmoides (largemouth bass) is the source of this 4896-nucleotide messenger RNA. It is a transcript of the gene tecpr2, whose product is annotated as tectonin beta-propeller repeat containing 2. Gene Ontology annotation, molecular function: protein binding. The record is from RefSeq and is a predicted model, not a curated record. NCBI's taxonomy places the organism in Eukaryota, Metazoa, Chordata, Actinopteri, Centrarchiformes, Centrarchidae.